Molecule: messenger RNA, 1632 nt
Organism: Aspergillus calidoustus
Lineage: Eukaryota; Fungi; Ascomycota; Eurotiomycetes; Eurotiales; Aspergillaceae
Source: the annotation of a GenBank genome assembly
AUGGUCAAGUCGGUGCAAGAGAAAGCGCCAAGUCCGGCAACGGCGACUGUGCCCGCCGAUCAUGAGGUCGGCCAGGUGGUUGAGUAUGGGGAGCGCGACCACGGGGCAGACUCCGGUCUGGUUCGUGCCCUCGAGACACGCCAUCUGCUCAUGUUCUCCAUUGGCUCGUCCAUUGGCAUGGGUCUCUGGCUGGGCUCAGGCACCUCGCUCGCAUCCGGCGGUCCUGCAGCCAUCUUCCUGGGCUACUGGAUUGCAGGCUCCAUCGCAUGGCUGCUCAAUCAAGCUGUCGGAGAACUUGCCGUCCUCUAUCCGGUCCCCAGUGCGUUUCCCCAGUGGACUCUCAAAUUUGUCGACCGCGCACUGGCGCUCACCGUCGGUUGGUCAUAUUGGUUCUCCGGGUCCAUCACCCUCGCCAACGAACUGCAGGCCAUUGUGACUGUGCUGCAGUUCUGGGACCACAAAGUGCCCGUCGCCGCCUGGUUGUCCAUCUUCCUCGUCCUGAUCUUGCUCAUCAACAUCUGCGCCGUGCGUGUCUUUGGUGAAGCAGAGGCCGUCAUGUCCACAGUCAAGCUACUCUGGAUCGUCAUUGUCAUCAUCGCCGGCAUUGUCAUCAGUGCUGGUGGUGGACCGAACCACAAGACGACAGGCUUUGAAUACUGGAACUCGAUUCCCUUUACUCACGGGUUCAAGGGCUUUCUCUCAGUCAUGGGCACCUGUAUCUUCGCCAUGUCUGGUUCGGAGAUGGCCGGCCUUGUCGCAGCCGAAGCGCGCAACCCACUGAAGGCCGUCCCCCAGGCCGUCAACUCCAUCUGGAUCCGUCUUUCUCUGUUCUACAUCCUUGGUGCCUUGAUUGUCAGCAUCACCGUGUCACCGGAGAACCCAAACCUGUUUGGCGGCGCGGGUGUCAAUGCGUCUCCGUUUGUUAUUGCCUUUCGCGAUGCUGGUAUCCCAGGUCUCGCGCACGCUAUGAACGCAGUCAUUUUUAUCUCGGUAUUUUCCUGCGGCAACGCGCAAGCCUACGCGGCGACCCGAACUCUUGUCGGCCUGGCCGAGAUUGGAAUGGCCCCCUCAUUCUUCCAAAAGUGCGACAAGCAGGGCCGCCCCUGGUAUGCCGUCGGUGCAACGUUUCUCAUCGGCGGCGGACUCUGCUACCUGAACGUCAGUAACUCAGGCGCCACUGUCUUUGGCUGGUUCUCCAGUCUCACCUCGCUGUGCACCCUGUACGUGUGGGGGAUGGUCUUUGUCUGCCACAUUCGUCUCCGUGCGGCCUGGAAGGCUCAAGGCCGAUCCGUCAGCGAGCUUCCCUGGAAGACAUGGACCUGGCCGUGGGGUUCCAUCUACGGCCUUGGCUGGUGCAUCAUUCUCGUUGUCGUCGAGUUCUAUCUUGCCGUGUGGCCGCUUGGGGAGGCAAGUUCUGCCGAGACCUUCUUCGCGAAUUAUGUUUCGAUGGUGGCGAUCCUGGUUCUCUACAUACUCGCCAAGCUGUAUUAUCGCGGUCCGUUUUGGGUCACGGCCUCGAAUAUCGAUCUCGAUACUGGCCGACGAUAUUAUGUCGAGGAUAUUGAUGCGCUGAAGAAGAAAACGGUCAUGAACAAAGUGGUCGACUUUUUCACUGGCGAUGGAAGUGUCUAG